Messenger RNA from Suillus paluster, 1634 nucleotides. RefSeq lists its product as uncharacterized. Lineage: Eukaryota; Fungi; Basidiomycota; Agaricomycetes; Boletales; Suillaceae. The coding region runs from base 122 to 1573 and encodes 483 amino acids. The transcript is spliced from 2 exons. The record is from RefSeq and is a predicted model, not a curated record.
CAAUCAUCCAUGCAACGACCCUUUCUUUUUGUUCUUCGGCAUGGACUACUUUUGUUCGUUGGCUUCUUAACGUUUUGUACUCUUUGACCAUCUUAGUUAUUCACUUUUCCCUUCUUCCACCAUGAUUGUUCCAAAACGUCCUCAAUAUUCACCACCACCCAUUAAUUUAUAUCCAGAGCUGGCUCUGAAUCAUUUUACGAGAUCUUCUACACCAAUAUCACCCCCAAGUACGCCUCCAAGAGGGCACAGACCUUCUAUUUCCAAGCCAAUGAUUUGGCUAACUCGCAAUACGAGUUCUUCUUCAAAUACUUCACCAAUACCAGUUGCACCGAAACCUGUUCGCAUAUCAGAACCCAGGUUUGAAAACUCCUUGGAGAUCUUCAAUGUCAAACGUAGUGGGCCUCUUGGAAGUGGUGCAAUGGUUGUCAGAACUCCGCGAGAGGCGCUGUCUGGUACGAGCGCCCUGUUUGGCGUUGAAGAUGUUGCCGGGCAACGAGAUUCGGGGUUUGAGGCCUCCCUUGAGGAGGGAAUGGGCUUGUCUGUACUUUCCGAUGAUCCGCCACCUCCGCCAUCGAAGUCUCCGCUUAAGUCGUUUACCCCACCUAUACCCACCCCGACAAAUAACAGCUCGUCGAGCCUUCCGGUGAAAGAGACAUCCACACCACCAUGCCCAAUCCGUCCUCCUCCCCCUCCACCAGUAUCCUCCUCUGCAACCCUUCGUCCCGCCAUCAAGGCAAGGAUCUCCCGUUCUUUGGCAGACAAUUUGCCACCCGUGCCAGCACUUCCUAUCAACAUCUCUGCUACGCCACCCCAGCCUCCUUUCGAACCCAUUCUACUGUCACCUGUCCCUAGCAGUGCGAUUGACCCUUCCAAAAUUAUUGUGACAAUAGAAACGAGCUCAGAAACACUCCGCACGACACUCCGCACUCUCAUUUCGAAGCCUUCUUACCUGUCAAGCUAUGUCACUUCCCUCUUGCCACGGAAAUCAGUCGCGGCAUCAUUGUACUCCAAUGCAAGCGAUAUUUCUGAGCUUCCAGACAACUCCUUCAAUGCCAUGUUUCAUGAUCACUUGGCAUCUUCAGGUUUCAUAUCACAGUCCUCCUUGAACAUACAUGUAUUCCUCGACAGGCCAAGUGCUCCAUACGCGCACAUCUUGUCCUACCUCCGCGCUCCCCUCUCCUCUCCAGGGCAGCCAGCCGUCAUUCCUAGAGCCGUUCAACUUGCGUCCUCGUCACGAGCGAGGCUUGAAGCGCUACUCGAGCUUCGUGACGAAGCCACUUAUCUUGGUUUGGAGGAGCUUUUCAGGCUAUGCAAUGACGAGAUAUGCAACAGGCGCAGUAUGGUGAGCCAUGCACGCGCUGGAAGCAUGAGCAGCGCAGCUUCCAUCCACUCCCUACACACCGUCCAGGAAGACAGCCGCGAAAUGGGCCGUUCAUCUUCUCGCUCCAGCGGGAAAUCGACGCGAGUGACAUCUCCGCCAACUGCUGCACUCGGGGAACGCAGCCGGAGCAGAGGAGAGAACGAAGAGAUUGCCCCGAACUCCCGACAAGCUGCAAUUACUUCCUGGAUAUGAUAUAUGUGACGAUUGACAUGACCAUGAUGCUUUAUUUUCUUUCGUAACUAUCUGACCGCCA